AUGGCUAACCCAAUUCCAAUUCGUGCAUGGUCUCGCUUGGCCUCUCUAAGAUCUUCAUCAGCUCCCAAUCCAGAGUCACAUCCUAAACCUCACACUUCAGAACCUUCUCUUAAAGCAACAAACACUUGCUCUCGUGACAAUAAUGAAAGUGCCACCAAAUCUCUACCAACAUCACCAAAUGUUCACAACCCAAUGCACUCUCAAAAGCUCAAACUAAUUACCCCUAUGACCUUUCCACCCGCCAAAUUGAAGGUUCACCCUCAGCCAAGGGUAGAAGUGACCAUUGAAAAGCCUAAUGGCAAUGCUUCACUGAAGACUGAACCAGGAGAAAUCCAAAAGCAAGGCAAUGGCCCAAAUGAAAAACAAGUGACAAACAUAGAAAAUGAAACCAAAGGGAAUGGUAUUCAAUCAAAGCUUUCGAGUUCUGAGGGCAAUGGCAUAAGGGUCAUAACAAUUUCAGGGGAAAACAGAGGUGCACACAUGCAAAUAACCAAAUCCCGAAAGAAACAACAACAACCCAUUCAUCACAAGAUGGGAAAUUCUGAUGGUGAGAAAGUGAGAACACUAUCUUCGCCUCCAAUGAGAGGUGUGUACGGGAACAGCAAUGUGCAGUGUGUCAACAACUCAAUGUUGUUCCACACUAGUUUAACCAACCAUGAUCCUGGAAUGCACCUUAUUAUCCCAAAAAAGCCAAUUGGUCAAGGAUUCCAUCUCAAGGAACGUGUUGGUGGUCAACGCAAUUGA
This is a messenger RNA of Glycine soja, 744 nucleotides long. RefSeq lists its product as uncharacterized. The record is from RefSeq and is a predicted model, not a curated record. The coding region runs from base 1 to 744 and encodes 247 amino acids. The transcript has a single exon. NCBI's taxonomy places the organism in Eukaryota, Viridiplantae, Streptophyta, Magnoliopsida, Fabales, Fabaceae.